Messenger RNA from Pogona vitticeps (central bearded dragon), 6507 nucleotides. RefSeq names its product C-terminal-binding protein 2. Lineage: Eukaryota; Metazoa; Chordata; Lepidosauria; Squamata; Agamidae. Gene Ontology annotation, cellular component: nucleus. Gene Ontology annotation, biological process: regulation of transcription by RNA polymerase II. The record is from RefSeq and is a predicted model, not a curated record. Gene Ontology annotation, molecular function: transcription corepressor activity; NAD binding; oxidoreductase activity, acting on the CH-OH group of donors, NAD or NADP as acceptor.
GAAAGCGACGGCCGUGGAGGAGAGCGGGAGAGAAAAGGAGAGCGGCAUGGUCCCGGCUGUUCUGGCCGCUCUAGCCGCCCUCUACUCGCUGGUGUGGCGCGGCCUCUCUCACUCCGGGCUGGAUGGGAGCCUCGCUCCCCGCGGACGGAGGCCAGCCCUUCCGCUUCCUUUCUGGAGGCCGGUGGCGGAGGGAGGGCCGCGCGGCGACAGGGAAGAGCUAGGAGGAAGGCAGGCAGGCAGGUUCUCUCGCGCACAUCCGCCGAGCCGGCCUGGCCUCCCCGCCCGCAGCGUCCUUUCCCGCAGGCAGCGGCUCCGGCCCGUGCGCCCCCCGUUCUCUUCUCCGGACCGGGCUGGGCUAAGUUCGCCCCUCCCUCCCUCCCUCCCCGUCGGGGUUCGAGAGAGAGUUUCCCGGGCCCAUCUCGGUGUGUCCCAUGGACAGGCACAAAGUGAAGCGCCAGAGACUGGACCGCAUUUGCGAAGGUAUAAGGCCUCCCAUUGGUAAUGGCCCAAUGCCAGCCCGUCCAUUGGUUGCCCUUCUUGAUGGCAGGGACUGUACUGUAGAGAUGCCUAUCCUGAAGGACGUAGCAACUGUGGCUUUCUGUGAUGCACAGUCAACUCAGGAAAUUCAUGAAAAGGUGCUAAAUGAAGCUGUUGGGGCUCUUAUGUACCAUACCAUUACCUUGUCGCGCCAAGAUCUAGAGAAGUUCAAAGCUCUUCGGGUCAUUGUGCGAAUUGGCAGUGGCUAUGACAAUGUGGAUAUCAAGUCAGCUGCAGAAUUGGGCAUUGCAGUGUGCAACAUCCCUUCAUCUUCCGUGGAAGAGACAGCUGAUUCUACCCUCUGCCACAUCCUUAAUCUUUAUCGGCGGGUUACCUGGCUUCACCAGGCCAUGCGGGAAGGAAACAGAGCCUCAAGUAUGGAACAGAUAAGAGAAGUCGCUGGGGGUGCUGUGCGUAUCCGUGGCGAGACCUUGGGCAUCAUUGGUCUUGGUCGAGUUGGGCAAGCAGUUGCCUUGCGUGCGAAACCGUUUGGCUUCAAUGUGGUUUUCUAUGAUCCGUAUCUACCUGAUGGAGUGGAGCGUUCCCUGGGACUGCAGCGGAUGGCCACUCUGCAAGAUCUGCUCAUGCACAGUGACUGUAUCACGUUGCACUGCAGUCUAAACGAGCACAAUCAUCACCUCAUCAACGACUUCACUAUUAAACAGAUGCGUCAGGGCUGCUUUUUGGUGAAUACAGCUCGUGGGGGACUGGUCGAAGAGAAGGCUCUUGCUCAAGCCCUAAAAGAGGGAAGGAUCAGAGGGGCAGCAUUGGAUGUGCAUGAGUCAGAGCCCUUCAGCUUUGCAAAUGGGCCCUUAAAAGAUGCUCCUAAUGUGAUCUGUACUCCUCACACAGCCUGGUAUAGUGAACAGGCUUCCAUUGAGUCUAGAGAGGAUGCGGCUAAGGAGAUCCGAAGAGCCAUCACAGGUCACAUACCUGAUUCUUUGAGGAACUGUGUUAAUAAGGAGUACUUACUUUUAGCAGCUCAGUGGUCCAGUAUUGAUCCGGCAGCUGUACAUCCAGAGCUUAAUGGAGCUGCAGCUUACAGAUUUCCUCCAGGAGUAGUGGGAGUAGCAAAUCCGGGGCUGCCAGAACCACCAGUAGAGGGGAUUGUAGCUGCUCAUGGCAUUCCCUCCGUGUCUCAUUCUGCACCACAUACUCCUUCUCCAGGAGAGUCAAGCAAGUUGGAGCCAGACAGAGAAAUCUCCACUGACCAGUAGCAUCUCUGUUUUUCAUUUUGUCCCUCAUAAGAAAACAGGGGAACUCUCCUGUUUUUAGGACAUAUUGUGACCCCAUGAACUGUUUCCUGUUCACACCGGACAGGAGAAUGCAUUUCAUUGUUGGCAAAUUCUAGCUCUUGCCUUUAAACAGGUAUUUUAUAACAGAUUUAGUUGAAAUUUCUUGGUAAAUCUCUUUCCUUGUCUGGGGGCAAUGAAAUAGUCCUCUUGAUAACAUUUAGUUUUUAACAAGCAAGUUCUUGUGCAUGUGCCUCCACUGUGUGCUAUGGAGAAGAGAAGUACCUGGCUGAACACUGAAAACACCAGUCAUUCCAAAGCUGGUGUGGAUUUUUUAAAAAUGUGGCUUCUUAGGUUGAAGAGAGCUAAGUCUCAGGUACCAAGUGACAAAGAACACUGUAACUGGGUUGGGAAGGAGGCUGUGCAUACGGACUGUCCUUGCUCAUUGGUGAGGACCUGCUACUUUGAACUCUGCCUACGUGCUGUUAAAUUGAUGUGGUUGGUGGAUUACUUGCUACCAGUAGGCUGAGAUUAGGUAAUAACGAAAGCCAGGGAAAUUUGAAAUUUUGCCUGGUUUCUGAUUUGUGUUCAAAACAUGUACGAAGAAUCAGUUGACUUUUCUUGACAGCAAGAUGCUUCUAAAAUUAUGAGAAGGAAGAUUCAGCUGAAAUUUGGGCCCAGCUCAGGGAAUGAACACUCAGCCCUACGUAGAGGGGUCGAAGUUUCCGAACUCAAGGCUUUAGGUUGCAUAAAUGUCUGGUCUUUGUUCUCAUAAUAGUGCAACUUUGCUUACAAGAAGAUGAUUAUGCUUACAUUUUAGAAUUUAACUUAUGACCUAAGUGUCUUUGAGCCGUCUCUUUAACACACAUCUAAAGCUGAACCUAGGAUUAUUCCCUCUGUUGUCUAGUGCGAAAUAUCCCAGGUGUAUGUGCUGAAUCUUCAUAUUCCUUACUUCAGACAUUUUUUUCUGAAUUGAGUCCUUAUCUCGCAAAAAACAAAGCCCAGCAAAACUCACUCUUGAAUACCCUGCAGAUAUUUUUCUUGAAAUUAUAUAGGUGGCCUAUUCUGUGCCAAUUUCUAAAGUUUUUCUGCCUUGAUUGUUGCAAAUGAGGCAUUUAAUCUCUAUAAAUUGUCUUUUAUGGAGGAUAAAUUUAUCAUUCCCUGGUACAUUGUUCAAGCAGCAUAUAUUUCAUUGUGAAACCAAGUAUUUUCUCUUGCUGGAAGACAGCUUCGUCAUGUCACUUGGACACCACAGAACUUCGUGGCCAUGCAACAACUAUGGUUUUUAAUGAAGACUGCUUCAGAAUACAGCUUGAGAGGUGAACUUUGGGAGUGAAAAAUGGGAAGUCUUUGCUCUAAUAGAAAUCUAUCUUUCCCUUGGUUUUUCCAGAUAAAAAUUCCAGUUGGGUAACAUAGAAACCCCAGCUUAGGUAUGAUUUACAACCAACAUUCCCUCUAACUUUCUGGAAUGCUGGGCAUGAGCUCUGUCCUAUGUUUGCAAGCUUCUGGUCUCAACCAGAAGCAAAUAGGUGGCAACACUGGCUUGGUUUUGUGACCUUGAUCCAGCACUGCAUGUGCACAUGCAGCUUAGAGGGAAUGGUAUUUACAACUGAUCUUGUUAAAAGGCUAGCCUGUUCUCAGGCUUCCCAUUGUUUUCUGAAGUGUUUUGCAAAUGUUGCAGGAUUUUUUUUCAAUGGCAAGGGCUAACUUGCAGGCACAUGAUCCCUUAGGUUGUGUGCCUGCCAGUUGAGAAUGUGUUGAGAGCCAAUUUCGUUCUUUCCUUGAGGUGGUAUAUGGUUCCCUGAUAGUGUGUGCUUUUGUUAGAAUGUGAGUUGGAAGUGUUUGGUGUAGUGUAGGCUCUGGUAGUUGGGGAGGCACAAUAGCUUUAUAGUCUCUUGGAUGAUUAUGACUAUGUGUUUAAAAUUCACAUACCUCUUGGGUUGCUCAGGGUUUUUAGCAGUAUGUGCAUGGGGGAAGUGCUCUAACCAAUGUUAGUGCUAAGUGUGGCAGAAAGAGGGGGGUGAGCCUUUGAAUGAAGCCUCCAGCUCUGAAGUGCUUUAGUUUGACACAAAAGCAACAAGUUUUUUUUAAAUUAAUAUUUGUACUAAUCUGCUGUAACUAUCCUAAACUCUAUAAUCAUGAGCCAUUUGUGCUGGUGCAGGCAUAUAACACGUUGGACUCUUAGGAGUUAAAGGAUUGCCUCCGUUCCAUACCUUCUUCUUGUGUUGUGACUUUCCUGUAUGCCCCCAUUCCAAAAUUAGGUUUAGACUGUUGCAAAAAACUAUUGGUUGGGAGUAGUAUUGGUCAGAUGUAGCUCUAAAUCAAGGUAUAAAGGGCAGAAGGGAUGAAUCUGAGAGGGGAAACACAGCUUGAUGUCCCAUGGCCUGCUGCUGAGCUGUUAGCCCCAAUUUGAGGCCCAGCAUUCUAUUAUGUCUUCAUAAACCCUUGAAAAGCUGUAUUCUCUAGUGAGUAAACUUUCUGGCUAUGAAUGGGCUGCAUAUAUUGCCCUUCGCAGUCUAUUUAUUUAACAGAAGUCCCAUCUACAAAGUAUUUAACACACUUUUUAUUCAUCCUAGAUAGUCAUAUCAUCAGGUGUUGCUCCUGUGGGCAGUUCAGGGCUUUGUAUAUUUUCUGUCAAAUUCUAUUCCACUGCAUCCAUGUUUUGACACAUAAUGCCCCGAAUCCUUUUACUUACACCUGCCAGUGUAACUACAGUAGCAUAAAUGUCAACAGUGAAUUGCUACAAGUUAGUGCUAGCUUUUCUUGUUACACAGCUGUUGGAUGACUUGGCACAUGAUAAGGAAAACAAGUGCUAAGUUUUAAAUUCAUGGAAGUUCAUUGAUAAAAUUUACAUGGUUGGAGUUAACACCAGCUUAAGUAUGUAAGAGGAUUCUAGCCACUGAAUAAUAUCCAGAGCGAUAGCUGUGUUAAUAUAUUGCAGUAAAUACAAGCGUAUUGUGGCAUGUCAAAGACAGAUGCAGUUAUUAAGGUAUAAGCUGUUGUAGACCAGUGUUGACUUUGUUAUGUGCAAGAACUGUAAUUCUUAAUUGCCAGGUACAAAACCUACCAAUUUAACAUGUGGCAAAGGUGACUCUGCUCCACAAAACAUACCAUAAUAAAUCUAUCAGUCUUUAAGUUGCCACAAAGCUGAUUUAUAAUAACAUAAGUAUGCAUGUAUUUCUGCUUCCAAUAUAUUUUCAUUAUAUUUGGGAUGCUGUACUAUGACUGAGGGGGCAAGGAAAUGCACAGUAUGAAGGACAUGGAGAUUGGAGUAGAAAGACAAAGGGUAGGAAGUGGUAGUUAUGGAGGAGGAGCCGAGAGUUCUAUAGGGCCCUUAGGCCCUUUUAGUUUCUUGAACUUUACGGAAUUAUACAGAAUAUGUAUUUCCUCCGAUAUAAUGUCUCUCCUCUUACUAGCCAGGGCACCAGCCCCUCUUGGAGAUGAUGGUGUAUUAGUGGCCUAUUACAAACCAGCUAACUCCAUUGGCUUGAUAACUGCCUCUUCUAUGUGGGCAACCCAUAAUUUGAGUGUUCCUUCUUUAGAGAAUCAGGACAGUGAUUCCCCUGUGUCAUAUUGUAUUACAAGCAGAGUACAGUAUAUCAGCAGUUUCUUUUCCUCAACUUGCUGUUGGCAAUUCCUGUCUUCUGUUUAUAAGAUUUCUAAAUCAGGUCCCAACUGUGGGAGUGCCCAGACUCUGUUAUCUUGCCUGUUCAGGGAUAGUGUAAGAUGCACUUAAUUAAAGGUGGCAGCCGUGUAUUAGUAAGCAAGAUAUUUUUUACACAUGAAUACCUCUAAUGAUUUAUCAGGUAAAGUCUCCACAAGAGGAGAGAUAGGGAUGAUAGCUGGCUAGCACUGAGCUUCUUGUUUUCUAGAAACCAUGCUGCUUGCCAUACAAGGAAUAUAUAUCCAUCAGUGGUAGGGUUGUGUUAGUCUCUGAAUGCUGAUAGAGCAUGGUUCAAGCCUUAAACCUUUGAAAACAACCAGUAUUAUCCAGACCUCCAUUUGAGAAUUAAAAUUACUUCAAAAUUAGCAGAGUGGCAUUACUUUGAGCAUUCAGAUUAGGACACAUUACUUUGAGCAGCCAGAGACUCUAGCUAAUCAAGCUUCUGUUCCAGAAAGCAGGACUGGCCGGGUGCUGAUAAAAGUGCUCCAGUUGCACGUGUGUAUUGUUGGUUAGAACAAUAAUCAACAGCAGUUGCCACAGAAAGGGGUGAAUCAUAGGUAUAAAUACUAACAUCAGAUUCUCUCCUGACACCUAAUGUUCGUUCAGGAACCCCUUUCUCAUAUGUAUAAUGUGCAACUUUUUGCUCCAUGUUUUUUGCAUGCUGGGGGAGGAAAGGAAUGGGUGAAAUUAAAACUCAUGUUUAAAUUGCCUUCCUUCUGAAUUAAUGUGGAGCGUAAUCCCAAAGAACGUAUUUUUCCUAAUGUUGAGGCAAGAGUGUCCUGGGUCAUACCAAGCUAAUCUGCAGGAGGAGCUCACUCUGUCCUAAGGUAUAUUCUACUUGUCAAGUUUGCUGUUGCUGACCAGCUUUUUUUUAUAGAGGACUCAGAGUUUCAGAAAUAUAUUUUUGUAGACAAUAACUAAACUGUGAAACUUAAACAAUAAAGCAUGUAAAAGCAUUUCCAAUAAUGUUUCCUGUACAGUUGUUUCUCCCUUCAACUUUCUCCUGGCUUUUGUUAGAAGUUUGACAAUUUCUUGAAUAUAUUUUAAUAAAUAUUUCCUUUAUGGUGACAUCAA